AGACCCUAGAGACAGAUGCAGGCUGGUGGAGGCAUCCGGAACCGGGCAGCAGAUGUAAUAAAGGAACAGAACCGAGAGCUGCGAGGCACACAGAGGGCUAUAAUCAGAGACCGAGCAGCCUUGGAGAAACAAGAAAAACAGCUGGAAUUAGAAAUUAAGAAGAUGGCCAAGAUUGGUAACAAAGACGCUUGCAGGGUUUUAGCUAAGCAGCUUGUCCAUCUACGGAAACAGAAGACAAGAACUUUUGCAGUAAGCUCAAAAGUCACGUCUAUGUCCACACAAACAAAAGUGAUGAAUUCCCAGAUGAAGAUGGCAGGUGCAAUGUCUACCACUGCAAAGACAAUGCAAGCAGUCAACAAGAAGAUGGAUCCACAGAAGACACUACAAACAAUGCAGAAUUUCCAGAAGGAAAACAUGAAAAUGGAAAUGACUGAAGAAAUGAUCAAUGACACCCUUGAUGACAUCUUUGAUUGUUCUGAUGAUGAAGAAGAAAGCCAGGACAUUGUGAAUCAAGUUCUUGAUGAAAUCGGAAUUGAAAUCUCUGGAAAGAUGGCCAAAGCGCCUUCGGCUGCCAGAAGCUUACCGUCUGCCUCCACCUCAAAGGCUACCAUCUCUGAUGAAGAGAUUGAACGGCAACUCAAGGCUUUGGGGGUAGAUUAGAUCACCAAGCCAUACUAUUGUCACUUUCUUACAAUUAUUUGACCUAACAUGGGUCCGGUGUAGAUUCCUUUUACAAAACACAUUCAUUUUGCAAAAAUGAAGACCAUGAGCGAACACUUGUUUCCUGACCCAUGGCUAUUUUGAACCUUUUGCCAAAGAAUUCCAGUGACGCAAAAAUGGGAACAGUUUGGGUGUUGACUAGAACCACCAAUGUAUGAUGAUGUGUGCAAACUGAGUUCUUUCUGCAUGGCAUAGAGAUGUCAUUACUUAGGGUCGGGGUGUGUUCUAAAUCUUUCUACACUGAAAUCAGAGUUCUUGUUAAAUGUCAUUAGGCACCAACUUAAAGAGACUUGUAAAAAUAUUAAAGGUAUAGCAUUAAUUCUGUAUCUGUUGCUUGUCCUUUGUUGAUAGUUACGUUAGGACUACAGGCAGUGCAGCUGCCAAAUUAUUUUUAAAUCAUCUAAAAAGGAGUGCUAUUUAAACAUCUGUCUUAAAAACUGUCAUGAGCUUUUACUUUUCUUCCAUUUUUUCCCCCUUUGGGAGAACAUUCUAGUUGGUAAGUUUAUUACCUUUCAAAAUGUGCUUGGCACCUGCCUUAAAUAGCACAAACAUAUUGUGCACAUCUUUAAAUUAUUUUAACUGGCAAAAAAGAAUUACAUUUGAAAAUAAAAUUGAGACUUCGAACAGUUACCCAAGCUGUGUUGUAAAGCUUAUAAAAGCGAAGUGGAUAUAAUUAGCAAAAUGAAGAAAGAAGACGCUGAAUUAAUCACAUUUUAUAGUAAUGAAACCACACUUUGGUGUUUCUUCCAAGAACUGAGACUUUCUCCAUAUGAAUUAUAACUUAGUCUGUGUUGAAUUUUGAAUUGUAUUAAUAAACACAUUAAAUCCUCUAAAUUGAAGCCAUUCUUCUAAAUGAAGUACUACUACUAUGACAAUACUUGACUUAGACUUCUAAAGUAAGCGAAUUUUUGUUUUGUUUUGUUUUUGGUAAAUAAACUACAACUUUGUCAGAAA
Molecule: messenger RNA, 1674 nt
Organism: Cricetulus griseus (Chinese hamster)
Lineage: Eukaryota; Metazoa; Chordata; Mammalia; Rodentia; Cricetidae
Source: RefSeq, a predicted model, not a curated record